AUGCGUGAAUACAAAAUCGUGGUAUUAGGAAGUGGUGGCGUUGGAAAAAGUGCUUUGACCGUACAAUUUGUACAAGGUAUAUUUGUGGAGAAAUAUGAUCCAACUAUUGAAGACAGCUAUCGAAAGCAAGUGGAAGUUGAUGGACAGCAAUGCAUGCUCGAAAUUUUAGAUACUGCUGGCACUGAGCAGUUCACAGCUAUGCGUGAUUUAUAUAUGAAAAAUGGUCAAGGAUUUAUAUUAGUUUACUCGAUUACAGCACAAACGACUUUCAGUGAUCUUACAGAUUUAAGGGAACAAAUUUUGCGUGUUAAAGAUACAGAGGAGGUUGAAUUUGCAUUUAUUACUAAAUUUGAACCAGAUUUCGUAUGGAAGGAUCUUUUCUGUUUAUAUUUUUUAAAAGAUUUGUAUAAUGAGUGUGGGAAAUUGUGUGGCUCUCUGUUAUAUAUAUAUUCGUCUGCAUAA
Molecule: messenger RNA, 462 nt
Organism: Thelazia callipaeda (thelaziosis nematode)
Lineage: Eukaryota; Metazoa; Nematoda; Chromadorea; Rhabditida; Thelaziidae
Source: the annotation of a GenBank genome assembly